Messenger RNA from Herpailurus yagouaroundi (jaguarundi), 7468 nucleotides. RefSeq names its product zinc finger protein 275 (gene ZNF275). Gene Ontology annotation, biological process: regulation of transcription by RNA polymerase II. The record is from RefSeq and is a predicted model, not a curated record. Lineage: Eukaryota; Metazoa; Chordata; Mammalia; Carnivora; Felidae. Gene Ontology annotation, cellular component: nucleus. Gene Ontology annotation, molecular function: DNA-binding transcription factor activity, RNA polymerase II-specific; RNA polymerase II transcription regulatory region sequence-specific DNA binding. The transcript is spliced from 6 exons. Bases 1394 to 2521 code for a protein of 375 amino acids.
GCUACUGGAAAAAUGCCUCCUUCUCAGUCAGGUCUGGAUUGAAUUGAAUUGACUUGAUAUCAGAACAGAAACCAUAAUCCUGUUUCUUUGAACUCACUGAAAUGGGAGGCCUAUGAUGCAUACACGUUUGUGGUAUCUUAAUUACAAUAUUUCACAUAUUUUGCAAUCUGGGAGAAAAAGGUAAAUUGUACAUAUCGUUCAGAUCUUUUAUUUAGCAGCUUGGUAUUUGAAGAUCUUUUCUUUGCAGCUUCUUUUUUUCCAGCAAUUUUGUUCAACUUUUCAUUUUGUCAGACAUACCACAGAAAUGGUCUGGUCUGCAUCUCUCGCUGUCACCUGGUUCAUUGUUUCAGUUGAAUGGGGUAUGGCCUCUAAAGGGCCUUGCUUCUGGUCAAGAAGACAUAGCUUCUCUUGCCUCCAGUGGCCCAAUCUGGUUUUUCUGUUGCCCCUACAAAGUUGGAAAGGUCUCUCACUUCUCACUUAGUUAGUUCUUCUGAUAUUCUUUUGGGGAAGCUUCGUUCCUGGGCAGUGUGAGCACUGACCUCUUUGAGGCUGGCUGCUAAGGAAACCUGCGGCCGGCCUGUCUCUGAGAGUCAGUCUCGCUACCAUUCGUUCUGCAUCUGUGUCUAUAUUCUCUGGGCUGUUCCCGGGCCAACAUUCAUUCGUUUUGUUUGGGUUCUCUCUGGCCUGCCUGUAUUGUCUGCUAGCCUGUUUUCUCCACUGUUUGGGGUCUGUUUUCUUAGGCAUACCUGUGGCUCCAGCUUGUCACUCAGCUGCUGUGCAAGAGAAGACUGAAUAAGAUUUAAAACCAGGGAAAAGGAAAUCACUAGUCUUGUCGUAGGUGACCCAGAGACAGGGCUAUUGUCACUCAUGGCUCUUUUCACUUUCCUUAGCUCGGCCUGCCCCCCCAGGGUCUUGCCCUUCCCCAGGAUGGACCCCCAGGAAACCAGGUCCUGGCAGGCCCUCUUGAGAUCCUUGAGGCCCAGCAUGACACACUACAGGACUUGAACCCCUGCUGCUGCCUUCCAUCCCUCUGCUGUCCUCCUCAGAGUCUACCAAGAAACGGGAUUCAGUGACAUUUGAUGACGUGGCCCAGUACCUCACAAAAAAGGAGUGCCUGAGACUGGACGCUGAGCAGAGGACACUGGCAUACUACAGGAAUGUGAAGUCCAUGGGCACUGAGGAGUGUGAACAGGCAGAAAGGGAGGACCAGCUCUUCACAACAAGUCCCUGGCACUCCACCCAGCAGGAGUUCCUGUUUUGAUUGCCGCCUGGCUCCUCACCUGGUACAAGGCCACGUGGUGCUGGCAUCUGAGCCAUCCCUGAACACAGACUGAGAGUACAGUGUCUUGCGGUGCCCGUCUCCAAAAGCAUCUUGGUGACACAACAGCAGAGAAUGGGUGAAGACGCUCAGCCCCAGGAGAUGGCAUCCACCAGCUCCCCGAUGGCCGGUGCACCCAGCCCUGAGGGCAAACAGAGCAGAGACUUGGAGGGGAGUGGGGGGAGCCCCCAGAACCUGCCCAUAGAACAUCACUUUGCAUGUAAGGAGUGUGGGGAUGCUUUUCGGCUCAAGGUCCUCCUUGUGCAGCACCAGAGAAUUCACAGCGAGGAGAAGGGCUGGGAGUGUGGCGAUUGCGGGAGGGUCUUCAGGGGCGUCUCUGAGUUCAACGAGCACCGGAAGAGCCACGUGACUGCAGAGCCCCAGCCGGGUCCCAGCCGAACGCCGGAAGAUGCCAUGGAGGAAAGGGAGCAAACGGAGAGGGAGGCGAAGCCCUUCGAGUGUGAGGAAUGUGGGAAGAGAUUCAAGAAGAACGCGGGCCUCAGUCAGCACCUGCGCGUCCACAGCAGAGAGAAGCCGUUUGACUGCGAGGAGUGUGGGCGGUCCUUCAAGGUGAGCACCCACCUCUUUCGCCAUCAGAAGCUCCACACUUCCGAAAAGCCGUUCGCCUGCAAGGCAUGCGGCAGGGAGUUCCUGGAUCGCCAGGAGCUCCUCAAGCACCAGCGCGUGCACACCGGCCACCUGCCCUUCGACUGUGACGACUGUGGCAAGUCCUUUCGGGGUGUCAACGGCCUGGCCGAACACCAGCGCAUCCACAGCGGGGCCAAGCCCUACGGGUGUCCCCACUGCGGCAAGCUCUUCCGGAGGAGCUCGGAGCUCACCAAGCACCGCCGGAUCCACACGGGAGAGAAGCCCUACGAGUGUGGCCAGUGCGGCAAGGCCUUCCGGCAGAGCUCCAGCCUCCUGGAGCACCAGCGCAUCCACACCGGGGAGCGGCCCUAUGGCUGUGGCGACUGCGGCAAGGCCUUCCGGGGGCCCUCCGACCUGAUCAAGCACCGGCGGAUCCACAGCGGACUGAAACCCUACGAGUGUGACAAAUGCGGGAAGGCCUUCCGGCGGAGCUCCGGCCUGAGUCGCCACCGGAGGACCCACAGCGGAGCGAGACGCUGCGAGUGCAGCGAGUGUGGCCGCGUGUUCAAGAGGCGGGCGGCACUGCAGAAGCAUCAGCCAACCCACCAUGACUAGACGAGGCCCCGAGGCCCACGGCCCCACGGCCCCAAGGCCGGCGGCGGCUUCCCGCAGGGGGGCAAGUCCCUAGAGGGGAGGGCAGAGUCAAAGGAGAUGACCAGUUUUGUAGCACUUAUGUCUGUUCUCGUCCGGAAGGUUGAACCCAAUUUAUACCGUCACCAGCAAUUUAUAAGUGCACACGUUUCCCAUUUUGCCUGUUGAGAGUUGCUUCUACAUUCUAAUUUAUUUUGACUCGUUUAACUGGCAGGAAGUACCCUCAAGGUAUUUGACAUCCACCGGCCUUGAAGCAGGAGAAGGAGAGAAGAGACACCUGCCUGCGGGGGUGAAGGGGCUCGCAGGACCUCUUCUCCAGGCCGCUCCCUCAGGAGCGACUCAAUGACGGCCUCCGUGUGACGGGACCCCAGCUCUCCUGGAGAGAACAAAGCCCCAGAGUCGUUUGGCCUACUUGAAUUUAUAAAUUUUUAGGGAUGUAAAUAGAAUACUCAAAUGUCUUAUAAUAUUUAAUUUAUUAAUUCAGUUAUACAUGCAUAUUGUAAAUCACAUACUACAUAGAAUAAUAUAUUAAUUUAGAAAAGCCGCCUGUUUUCCCUCACUCCGUUCCACAAGAUCAUUUUAUCCUAAAGCCUCACACGCAACUCUGACCUCACCAUCUUCCCCAACCUCGCAGCCCCCUCUUGAGUCAUCCAACAGUUUCAAAGCACAUCCAAUGGCUUCAACGCAUCCAAGCUGUGUGCCAUGUAGCACUGUGACAAUCCCUGCACAAAGCUCUCGCUAGAAGUUUCCUCCCAAGCCAUUAAGUACCUGGUCACAUAACAUUAGGACGAUUGUUGGUUUCUUCAAUUUGUCCUGUAGCCCUACAACAUAACCACUUGAUGUGUUUGCCUUUUCAAAUGACCUUUAAAAGACUUUUUUGAAGCAUCUAUAACUUGUCAUUGUGAGGUCAUACUCUUAGGAAUAAGUACUGAAUCUGGGUUACGUUUCUUUUGCAUCCAUUUUUCUUGAACCAGUUCAUUCCAGUGACUUCCACGUGUGUCCAAAACUAGCAUCGGUUGGGGUCUGUUCCAGGCUAAUAGGUCUUGUCCUCAAGCAGCACUGUUUUCUUCAGAAUUAAAUAGCUGAGGGCACCCCCGUAACAGGGACGUCUCCAGGACUCAAGUAUAAGGUGAUGCCUCUUGUUCGGGAAUGGUAGCCUCUCAUACAGAGCCAGCCCUCUGUUUCGAGCUCUGUAAAACAGGGGCGAUCCCAGGACUACCCCUAAGGUUAUCAUGGGAACUGUGAUGCCACGCCUGGCCCGAAGGCACACACUCAGUGAAGGUCAUCUCCUGUCAUCACCAUAAUUAUUGCCGUCAUCCUGUGACUCAUUAGUACCAGAACUGGGGAUGGACCCAGGCCUCCUGACUCCUAGUCUCAUCUUCUUUCUCUCGUGCAAUGACUUAAAUACUGUUCCUGUUUCCUUGCAUGCAAACCGUACGUUCAUCUCCUUUGACCAGUUAUCAAGUUACCUUUGGACAUAAUGACUUUAUACAGCAGUCCUUUCUACAUCGAUUGUGAUGGUCUCUUUUCCAGUUUUAUUGCUUUGCUCUUUGGAGCAGUUUUAUUACAUUUUUGUUGUGCGAGCUCUUAAUUUUUACAUACCUGGGCAUUCACUGUUGUCCAUGAAGCCGUAACUUUCAUUGCUUCAGUAGUUAGAUAUGAUGAUGUUUUUUUCUAGAAUUUUAAUUACAAGUGAAAAGUUGAAAGCCCUGCCCCACCAGAAGGUGGAUGCACCAGGUGGGCAGGCUGGAUGGGAACGGGCCCUAGAAGCAGGCUCUCUCCUCAUCCACGAUGCGGACUCUGCAUGUCUGUGGGCAGUACUUGACUAUCCAACCUGGCCACUCAGACACGCGAGAGAAACUUCCAUCUCGGAUGGCCAGAACAUUCUGACUGUUCCUCAGUAUAGCCCUACCUGGCAGCAGCAGGGCUGGGCCUCAACUAGAUCAAUGGGGCAGUCCAAACGUGGUCUUGGCCACAGCUGGCUGUCCUCCAAGCUCCUGGGAGCUUUGGCCAUGCCCAGCACGGAUUCAGUGCCUGAGCAGCAGACCCACCAGAGACACAUCUCCUCGAACACAAGAAGACUCACUUGACCGAUGCUGUCAUGUGGAUUGCAUCCUCCUCCUAGCGAGUGACUCUGGAACUAGAAAGAGGUCAGUUUGGUGGCUUUUGCUUUGGGCAACUAGGGGGAAAUUCACCCACGUGUUCUGAUGUUACCUCCCGCAGCCACACCCAAGGAGCAGCAGAGCAAAGGCUCGGAGAGGAAUGGCGCCCCUCCGAUGCCCGGUGUGGCCUGGUGAUAGAAGCUGGCCACCACAGGCCUGGGCUGUGACUUGCAGCAGCCAUGCCUGGGAGGGGUGACAAAAGAAGGGUUUGGAGGGCACCGAUGCCCUUCUGACGGCCUGUGUGGCAUAGAAAUAGAAGCUGGUCGUCCCGGGGCCAGGCUGUGACUUCGACAGUCUCCCCCAGGGGGAACAGCAGCAAGGGCUGGCCAGAAACCUGGCCCCCGGUGGCCUGCAGAACCCGCAGGUAGAAGCCAGCCAUGCUGGGGCUGGGGUGUGACUUCCCAGCAGCCGCGCUUGGGGGGGCCUCUCGAGGGCCCACAGAGGAAGCAUACGCUUCUGAGGGGCCCGCCAAGGCUGAGGCCGAGCUUCCUGGCAGGCACAUCUGGAAGAGCUCCUCAGGCCCCCAUCCUGGGAAGCAGGGUCCCAUGGCGACCCCUGUGACCUUAGCCAGAAGGUCCUCUGGAAUGGCCCCCUGGGCCACAACGGUGGCUCUCUGUGACGUCCCCAGCCUGACCCUCAGGCUGGAGAGAAGCCAACAGCACCUGUUACAUAGCAACUCCUUUUGCUCUGUGGGCUUCAGUUCUCGCAGUAGUUGUGAAACUGUGUCUGCCAUCACCGCUUCCUUCGGCAUCAGUUUUCUCUUUUCGAGCUGUCAGGACGUGUUUGACACCACUGUCAUUCGGGAAAGAAUUUGACAUUCACGGGGGGCAAGUCUGGCAGCUUUCACUGGGAGCGCUCUGCCAUUUCUUGCUUGUUCGCUAGCCAUAUGUCAGGUUUUAUGAAGGAUCCAGAUACAGUAUUAACUCAGAACCUAGCGUUGUUGUCACUGCUCCCUCUCUCCCAAGCCAGGACACGGCAUCUUGGCAUCCUGGCCGCCUGUCCUGCCCUCCUUGACUUUUUUCCAUUCCCCGUUCUAUAAUUUUCUCCCAAACCCUCUUCUAGAGUUAACACUAAAGACCGCAUCUUCUCUGUCACUGUGUUUGCGGGUGAAGUCUGUGCUCUCUCCGGCGCAAGCAGUGUGUGGCUUUAACGUGUGUCCUGUAGUUGUGCCAAGUUCAGUUUUUGCCUCUGGUAACUUGGGGGUGGAUUUCCUUGGCUUCUGUAGGUAUACUGCUACAUCAGAUGCAAAAUGUGAUCAAGCUUCCUAUUGUGUGGGCUCGUCUAUGCAUUUGUGUAUCUACCUCAUUUCAUUUUUUCUUUCUAAUCACCCGUAUUUCUUUUGCAAGGGAAAUGAAGAGCAGUUGGGUUACAUAGAAUGCCGACUCGCAUUAGAAAUAUAUCCUUUUCUUAUAUUCUGAAAGAAACCUUCCAUUGCUUUUAUUAAAGUUUUGAAUACUUGCUGAAAUUUUUAAAUGAAAGUUCCUGUUUACCAUUUUUGCUGCUUAUUAAGAUUAACUGUGUUGAUUAGUUGUGUCUUACCCACUUCUGCAUUUCCGGAAUGAGCCCCACCCAAUCACAGAGGGUACCUUUGUCUCACAGUGUUGGCAUUCCACGUGCUCUGGGCUUCAGCCCUGUUGUGUGCCCUGUGACCCUCACUCCCCUUCCCGGCCACACUAAUCAAACCAGAACUGAACACUUGACUCAAGGGCAGCACCUGGUCAUCAGAGCUGGCUGGCAACGACAGGCUGGGCCUUUCGGGUUCUCUGUGAAGUGCAAACAAGAAAAACGAGAGAGAAUCUUCUCGUUGGUAUUGGAAAGAAGAGGGAGCCACACAGCAUUUAGGGGAGUUGACCCGAUAGGUGGCACCAGCUUGAAGAUCCUGCUGAGCACUCCAGAGCUAUCUCCCUGAGGCAGUCCACGCCCCAUCAUGUUCUUGGAUUUCUGGCAACUGCCCUCACCAGUUCAUUUGUGUCCCCACCAGAGACUCCCUUGACCUGAGCCAGCCUGAUCGGGUCUCUGCUUUUUGCAAUCUGUCAAGAGUCAAUUGCCUUUUACCAGUUGGCUGCUUCCUGAGAAGAAUCAAUCACAUGGCUGGUUUCCCUCAUGUUCUACCCGACUCGAGUUCGUGGCCCGAGUCCCACCUGACUGUUGUAGACACCUGUUUAAAUGUGGUACUCUGUUCACUCAGAUGGGGAAAACCUAUGCCUUUUAGUCUCAAUGAGUUCGACCAAUGCCUCUGUCCGAGUGUUCCUGUACGGAUCCCAUGUGUGCCCCAUGAAAUGAGUUAAGUCAACACCCACCCUGUUCUUUAUUUUGGAAGUGUCUCGCUACUUCCAGAAAAUCUGUGAGAUUGGGGAAUUGAGAAUCUCUCUAUUACUAGUAUACUUACAUUCUGUACUUCUCCUCAUGGUAUCAGUUUAGCUGUUUACUUUGGAAACUAGAAAUGGUCUCUUUUAACUUGGCCUUUAAUGUUAUUUGCAUAUCUAAGAAGAGUAGCUGUGUCCGCCCCAGUCCACGGUUCAUUUGUUGGCGCUUUUUUCUCAUCCCUCCCUGAUCUCCUUAACUUGUCUGUUUUAUGGCACUUACUAUAAUCAGCCUUGCACUAGAGCUUCGCCCUCCCCACCCUCUCCCACCUGUUAGAUUGUGAGCUCUUAUAAGACAGGGGUGACCCUUCAUGUCUGAUUCCCCUACCAGAUCUAGCACAGUGCCUUGCAUCAAGUAGAUUUCAAUAAAUAUAUGUUAAAUGGCA